Messenger RNA from Mus caroli (Ryukyu mouse), 372 nucleotides. RefSeq names its product serum amyloid A-5 protein-like. The record is from RefSeq and is a predicted model, not a curated record. Gene Ontology annotation, cellular component: extracellular region. Lineage: Eukaryota; Metazoa; Chordata; Mammalia; Rodentia; Muridae.
AUGAUGCUUCUCACCAGCCUCAUUUUGUGCUCCUUGGUCCUGGGAAUCAGCAGUUGGUUUUCAUUCAUUGGUGAGGCUUACCCAGGUAAGGCUGAUGCCCGAAGUAUGUGGCAAGCCUACUCUGACAUGAAGGAAGCCAGCUGGAAAAAUUCAGACAAAUACUUCCAUGCUUGGGGGAACUAUGAUGCUGCCCAAAGGGGUCCCAGGGGAGCCUGGGCGGCUGAAGUCAUCAGUGAUGCAAAAGAUGGCAUUCCGGCAUUCUUCAGCAGUGGACACAAGGACUCCAUGGCGGAUCAGGAAGCCAACAGACAUGACUGCAGUGGCGAGGACCCCAAUCACUACAGACCUGCUGUCCUGCCUGACAAAUACUGA